Penaeus vannamei (Pacific white shrimp) is the source of this 3165-nucleotide messenger RNA. Lineage: Eukaryota; Metazoa; Arthropoda; Malacostraca; Decapoda; Penaeidae. The record is from RefSeq and is a predicted model, not a curated record.
AUGCUGAAUCGUUCAAGGUUCCUGGAUCGCGCUCCAAAAAUCAAACAGUACAUCCACACGUGCACAAAUAGACAGAGAGGCAAUUACUUGCAGAGAGUUGAACAUUGGGUUUGCCUUUGCAAGGAGGUUCAGCGUGUGAUUCUUGGGCUGGCAAGGGGACUGAGCAGCUGUGAUGGGAGAUACCUGGGGUCCGCAUCGCAGCCCCUGUGGCCCAGCUUCCCCCGGGUGGGCCCCUACGGCGACCAGGUAAAGGAGGGCCGUUCGCACGCCGGCCCGACGAGUCCGGACCCGGACCCGGGGGGCACCGCCCUUGGGCCCGCCCCUAAGCUCGCUGCCGCCCACUCGUCACCUCGUCCCCGACCAACCGACGGGGGCGGCGAUGGUGACGAUGACGAUGACGAUGAUGCUCGAGGCGUGAGCCCGGCCCGCCCCCACCCGUUCCGAUCCAGUCCGCCCACCAGCGGCCGGCCCAGCCCCGACGGCCCGGGCGGCGGCAAGGGGGGGGAGCCUGAGCCCCCCAAGCCGGGGGGGCCGCGCGCCCUGCCCCGCCGCGGACUCAAGUCUCGCCUCCUGAGGAUCAAAACCAACGCCGGAUAUAUUUUUACCAUAGUUAGCUACCUGAUAGGAGUCUUCAUCUUCGCUACUAUAGUCGGUCAAGUAGGCAACGUUAUAACGAAUCGCAAUGCAAACAGAUUGGAGUUCGAGAGAUUAUUGGACGGAGCCAAGCUGUACAUGCGCCACCACAAAGUCCCGAGGGCGAUGCAGAGACGAGUGCAGCGCUGGUACGACUACUCGUGGUCUCGGGGAAGGAUACAAGGCGGCGGGGACAUCAACACCGCCCUGGGCCUCCUGCCGGACAAACUCAAGACGGAGCUGGCCCUUCACGUCAACCUCCUCACACUCAAGAAGGUGAGCAUCUUCAAGGAGUGUCAGCCCGAGUUCCUCCACGACCUGGUGCUCAAAAUGAAAGCCUACAUCUUCACUCCGGGCGAUCUCAUCUGCCGAAAGGGGGAGGUCGCCAGGGAAAUGUUCAUCAUCGCCGACGGCAUCUUAGAAGUGAUAAGUGAAACGGGGAAAGUCCUCACCACAAUGAAAGCAGGCGAUUUCUUCGGAGAAAUUGGAAUCCUUAACUUAGACGGCCUGAACAAGCGAACAGCUGACGUCAGAUCGGUGGGAUACUCUGAACUCUUCAGUCUCUCGCGCGAGGACGUCCUUAUGGCCAUGAAGGACUACCCAGAGGCCCAGGAGAUCCUCCAAAGCCUGGGGCGCAAGCGGCUGAUGGAGGCGCGCCACCAAGCCUCCAAGUCGGGCUCCUCGGGCUCCAGCAAACGAGGGACGCCGUCGCCCAACAAGGAGAGCGGCCUCGAGGACAAGAACGCCAAGAAAAUCGUGAGCCGGCUGCGUUCCGACGUGACCGCCAUCAGGAACGCCUUCAGGAGGAGUAAAGGGACCACCAGGUACACGGAGACAUUGGAACAAGACCAUAUUACAGAGCGCUCAACGGACAAUGAGACCCUCGAACUGGAGCCGCUAACGGCAGAACACCGUGCAAGCCUGGAGGACGAAGCGCCCGUCAAGCGUAUACUGAAACUGACAACAGAACAACACGCUCCUUGCAGUUCUUUUAUAACACCCACAGUGCUCUUACUUGUGGCGGCUUCUAGGACACCCAAGCCAAAAACGACACUCUACUCGACUCGACAAGCGUGUGUCCUUCAGACACCCAAGUCAAAAGAGACAGUCAACUCGAGCCAGCAAGAAGGUGUCAUUCAGGUACAGAAGUCUUGCUUAGAGCUUUUAGAAGAAGCUUUAGUCUUCCUACAAAUGGACCUGUUGAGGAUCAGCGGCCGCAGCGGCAGCGACUCCUCGACGGGGACGCGGGGCGUGCUCAAGCGGAUGGCCAGGGUCACCAGCGACGAGGUCACGCAGGCCCAGAAGGCGAAGGAAGAGGAGGAGAGCAAGAAGGAGGAGAAGCCUCCGGAAAAGGAGCCAGAAAAGGAGCCGCAGGUCAUUGGGGCGGGGCUUCCGCUCUUCGCCCGCCUUAGGCUCUUGGCAGCUAAGGAAGAAAAGGAGCGGUUAGAGAAGGAGGAGCAGGAAAAGGCCGAGAAGGAGAAGGAGGAGGGCGGCCAGCCGCCCCAGGAAGGCGCCAAGGAAACCCCGAAGCCGGAGCGACAGGCCAGCGUCGACAAGGAGAGCGCCAAACCGAGCGAGGCCAAGGCCGAGGUCGUGGAGGCCAAGCCGCGGCCGGGCGGCCUCCUGAAGGGAAGACUCAGGGCGGCGGUGCUCACCAAGGCGCCGCCACCGACGCUCCCGAUCAUGGAGGUGACGCCGUCGGGAGAGGCCGCCCCGCCGCCGACGUCGACCGACAAGGACAAGGCCCCGCCGCCGACCGCAGAGGAGAAGGCCGACUUGGCGCCCAAGCCUACGGCCAUCAACGACCUGAACAAAGGCGUCGAGAAAAAGUCUCCCGAAGGUGAAAACGGAGAUCGGUUAGGUAGUGAGAAACCCCUGGAAUCCAAAGACAUUCACGCGAACAGUAACAGUGUGCAGGGCGGCCAGGCUUUAGAAAGAGCCUUCGGAAAACUUUUAUCGAAAAAGCUAAACACUGCCCCCAAGGAACGGACCAGUCCGACUGUGAUAGAGAACCCGGUAGACGAUGGACUAAAGGUGCAAAAUACAACGAGCAAAGAAAAGAUAAGUCGAAGUGAUAGUUUUAAGCGCGCUAUGGACGAGGGCCUCAUCCGGAGCACGGAGGAGCCGGACCUGAACAUCAAGCCGUGCGAGGAGCCGCGAGAAGCCGAGGCGGCGCCCGCGGAGAGCGAGGCCGACGCCCCGACGCCGGAGGCCGCCGACAAGAAGGCCGGGGAGAGCCAGAGCGAGAACGAGGCGUCGCCGCAGAGCGAGACCAAGGAGAUCGCGGAGGAGCAGGCGCUCGAGGCCGAGAAGAAGCUGGAGGCGGAGGCAAGGGCGGCUGAGCGGCUCAUCCGGCGCUGCGGCAGCGAGCGGAGGAGGAGCAGCUCGCCCAAGCUCGCCCGGACCCUGACGUCGCGCCAGCACCACAGAGUCGACUCCCUCAAGAAUUUAGAAUAUAAUAUAGAGAAUGCAUGUGCUAAUACCGACAACAUAGCAAUUUGUAGAGUUAACCUGCGUGCUUUAAACCCUUAG